AGCUGGUGGGGAGCGAGGCUGGAGCGUGCGGUGGGCUCCGGGUCAGAGGUAGAGAAGAGGGAUUAGGGACACUCGCUUUGUAGAUCUGUACCUGAGCCUCACGACCGGGCUUUAAGGACAUCUGCCUAAUAAUGGAUCAAACACGCCAGCAAAGAGAACUGGUGGGCUGGGUACACUAGGUUUCAGUAUCCCCCGGGUCUUGAGCAAACAGCGAGUUAGAAAGGUUUCCUUGGUGGCUUUUCUGGGUGCGGACCCUGCGCCUCCCCGCAGAGCGGUCGCGUAGGCAAGAGGGGCGCAGGAGACCCAAGGGAAGGGGCCGAAAGCCGCCUGAUUGACAGCCCGAAAUCUGAUCUUGUGAAAGAGACGUGGAGCCAAUGGGAGGCAGCGAUCCAUCAGUUUGGAUUGGAGGCCCCUGGAGGAGAAGUAGAGGAAAAACCACCGAAUUGAGCUCGGUCAGAGGCGCUUUCGGCUUCCAAGGGGAAGUGCUGGGCAAUAAUUAAUGUUUUUAUUAAAUUUGGAGGGAUUUUUUUGCAGCCGUUCGCCUAGCGUGGCCUUCAGGUUGAUAGAAGUCCAGAUCCCGAGGAAAUCUCCAGCUAAAUGCUCAGAAUAUAAAACACUGAGCUAAUAUUUGCGAAGAGCAGCAAAAUGGAUGGAUUUUAUGACCAGCAAGUGCCUUACGUGGUCACCAACAGUCAGCGUGGGAGAAAUUGUAACGAGAAACCAACAAAUGUCAGGAAAAGAAAAUUCAUUAACAGAGAUCUGGCUCAUGAUUCAGAAGAACUCUUUCAGGAUCUGAGUCAGUUACAAGAAACAUGGCUUGCUGAAGCUCAGGUACCUGACAAUGAUGAGCAGUUUGUGCCAGACUAUCAGGCUGAAAGUUUGGCUUUUCAUGGCCUACCACUGAAAAUCAAGAAAGAACCCCACAGCCCAUGUUCAGAACUCGGGUCUGCCUGCAGUCAAGAGCAGCCCUUUAAAUUCAGCUAUGGAGAAAAGUGCCUGUACAGUGUCAGUGCCUAUGAUCAGAAGCCACACGUGGGAAUGAGGCCCUCCAACCCCCCGACACCAUCCAGUACUCCAGUGUCCCCACUACAUCAUGCAUCUCCAAACACAGCUCAUACUCCGAAACCUGACCGGGCCUUCCCAGCUCACCCCCCUCCUUCUCAGUCCAUACCAGACGGCACCUACCCCAUGGACCACAGAUUUCGUCGCCAGCUUUCUGAACCCUGUAAUUCUUUUCCUCCUUUGCCGACAUUGCCAAGGGAAGGGCGUCCUAUGUACCAACGCCAGAUGUCUGAGCCAAACAUCCCCUUCCCACCUCAAGGCUUUAAGCAGGAGUAUCACGACCCAGUCUAUGAACAUAACACCAUGGUUGGAGGUGCGGCCAGCCAAAGCUUCCCCCCUCCUCUGAUGAUCAAACAGGAACCCAGAGACUUUGCAUACGAUUCAGAAGUGCCUAGCUGCCACUCCAUUUAUAUGAGGCAAGAAGGCUUCCUGGCUCAUCCAAGCAGAACAGAAGGCUGCAUGUUUGAAAAGGGCCCCAGGCAGUUCUAUGAUGACACCUGCGUUGUUCCGGAGAAGUUCGAUGGGGACAUUAAGCAAGAGCCAGGAAUGUACCGGGAAGGACCCACGUACCAGAGGCGAGGAUCCCUUCAGCUUUGGCAGUUUUUGGUAGCGCUUCUGGACGACCCUUCCAACUCUCAUUUCAUUGCCUGGACUGGACGAGGCAUGGAAUUUAAACUGAUUGAGCCUGAAGAGGUGGCCCGGCGUUGGGGCAUUCAGAAGAACAGGCCAGCUAUGAACUAUGACAAACUUAGUCGUUCUCUUCGCUAUUACUAUGAGAAGGGGAUCAUGCAAAAGGUGGCUGGAGAGAGAUAUGUCUACAAAUUUGUGUGUGACCCGGAAGCCCUUUUCUCCAUGGCCUUUCCGGACAACCAGCGUCCACUGCUGAAGACGGACAUGGAACGUCACAUCAACGAGGAGGACACGGUGCCUCUGUCUCACUUUGAUGAGAGCAUGGCCUACAUGCCAGAAGGGGGUUGCUGCAACCCCCACCCCUACAACGAAGGCUACGUGUACUAAAAUGAGUGACAGUCAAGCAGGGCACCCCGCGCUUCGCAUCUUUUUUUCAAGAUAGAGAGAAUCAACAAAUUCUCUUCAAUCUUUGUUUUAUUUUUGUUGUUUGUAUUUUAUUUUUUAAGUAAUAAUACAAACGGGGGCUUUUCCUGUUGCAUUAUUCUAUGAUCUGCCAUGGACUGCGCACUUUAUUUGAGGGUGGGUGGGAGUAAUCUAGACAUUGAUUCUUUGUAAGAGGAAGAUGGUGGGUGAAUGGGCAGAGGGAACUGGGGAAUUCCUUUUUACUUAGGCUUGGGAUGGGGUCCUACGGGUUUUCUGUAUGAUGAAGCUAUAUCAUGUUUGGUCGAUUUCUUAAUAACAUAAGAUAAUUUUCUCGGUAUCUACGGUACAUUUGAUUUCACAUUGUGUAAAUAUCUACUUGGAGACUCUUUGCCUUGGGCAUUUCCCCAUCAUUACUGAAGUCUUUGCAGGUGUACAAAAAUCUACUGUAAAUGGCAGUUUAAUGUUAGAAAUGACUGUUUUUGCACCUCUUGUAAAAAAAAAAAAGGUAUUUAGCAAUUGCAUUUGUUGUUCUUUCUGUUCCAUUUUGCUUUACAGACGACUUGUAAAGGAUAAGCAUAAAUGUGGGCAGUUCUCUCUGAAUUUGAGUAAUUGCCUUGACUGUAAAUGAGGGGCACAGUUUUGGACUCUGGCUCCAGUUGAGUCAUAGGCCAGUAGCAUUACAUGUAUCUGGUGCCAUCUUGCUGUUUCAGUACAAAUGCUGUCUUUCAAAUACGUUGGUGCCCAUUUCAGUUACAUAAUGACAUGUCAUGAUCCUUUGUAAUCUUCACUGAAGUGUUAAAUCUGGGAUCACAAUGAAGCAAAAAAAGAAAAAAAAUUACCUGUCUCCUUUCACUAUCUUCAGUACAUAAAUACUUAUUUAAUCAAUAAGAAUUAACUGUACUAAAUCACGUAUUAUGCUGUUCUAGUUACAGCAAGCACUCUUUAAGAAAAAUAUCCACUACACUAAAUAGGUACUAUAGUAAUUUUUAGACAUGGUACCCAUUGAUAUGCAUUUAAAUGUUUCACUGCUGUGUUCUGUUGAUAACAUAUAUAAAUAUUAGAUAAUGCUAAUGCUUCUGCUGCUGUCUUUUCUGUAAUAUUCUCUUUCAUGCUGAAUUUACUAUGACCAUUUAUAAGCAAUGCAGUUAACUACAGAUAGCAUUUCAGGACAAAAUAGAUGACUCAAACCAUUUAUUGCUUAAGAAGUAGCUUACACCAUGCUAUGCUAUAAGCAGCUUUUAUGCACAUUGACAAAUGAAGAGUGAGCUUCAGCUUGUUAAGGGAAACUGUGGAAACUUUUGUAACUUUUAAUGAAAUGGAACAUUGUUUAUGAGCUGUUAAAGAAUACGAGGAAGUUGCUGUGUGACAUAGAGCUGGUACUGACGUUGUCCAUCAUCUCCUUCUGGACACGUCUGUAAAUGUGAUCAGAUUGUAUGAAAGAAGAUUCAAAGAUCUAAAGUUUCAAAGUUUUGCCUUUGUUUUUGUUUUGUUUGUUUUACAUUUAAAAACAACAGCAUUGAAAGUAUGCCACGUUGUUCCAUUCAUUCUGAAAACCAUAAGGAAAUGGUGUCUUAAUAACCCUGAGUAGCAGCUUUCAAGAUCCAAGCAAAGGAAAUGAAUUGUGUUCAAUCUGUUACUAUUCUGGAGAACAACUUUGUAAAGAAUCUGUACAAAAAUAUUUAUUUUUUAGAAAAUCCUUAAACACAAAGCCCAAAUAAACAUAGGAAAGCAUUUCUGAGCACAAGAAAAACCUUGUGGAGAUAAGCCCUCAGUACACAUUUUCCCAUGCCCAACAGAUCACAAUUGUUUCUCUAAAUCCACAGUUCCUUCACUCUCCGCACGCCCAAACCAGUACUAGCUGGAUCCUCCAGAAACGUUUUGACGCCGAUGUAUGUCUACAAAUGAUUUCGUUGACUGUGCUGUGUAUGUGUCACUUGGCCUUUCCCAGGCUCAUAAAUAUGCCUUAACAAUCAGGACACCCACCGUGAUCAUGUAGCUCUUUACAGCACUUAGAAUAAAAACCAACUUUCUAAAUAACCAGUGAAAUAUUUCCUGGACAGACAACUGAGAUGUAUGAUUGGGCUAUUUGGUAAAACAGAAGGAAAUUCUAAGUACAUCUUUAGAUGUAAAUUGUAUUGAGGAGUCUUUUCUUUUUCUAUUGUUCUUUUUUUUCCUUUUUAAUAUUCUUGUUCCAGUCAGUCAGGGAGGAAGAACUGGACCCUGAGCUGUUUUAAAGGAUCACAAGAAUAAAGGUAUUAAUUCUCAUAUCAAAGGACAACUACAAGUUUUGUUGUCAUAGGUAGUGACUUAAUGAACUAAAUAAGUCAUUAGCAAACAUUAAGUGUAUUCCUAAUGUGGAAAAAUUCAAAAUAGAGCAUCAUAACUUUAGCAAAAUGAAAAAAUUUAUACUUUGAUUUUAUCUGUGUUUUUUUCUAUUUCUUUUUCUUUCAGGUAGAUUAAUAAAUACAGCAGCUGAUUUCUGCAAGAUUCUUGCAUUUUGUAAUUUCAACAGCAUUGACUAUCAAACAUACAAAUUAGUAAAGUAAUAUUUGUCUUCAAUUUGGUAAAAGAAAUGAAAAGAUAUAUCCACUAAUGUUUGAUGUCUCUCAUUGAAGAUGUGCACAUAUCCAACAAUUUCUUAAAAUGAAAAAUAUUACCUUCCAAAUAAUCAGUGAGAAAAUAUUUUAUUAGUGUUGUUUCAAAAUGAAACUCAACAAACCUGAGAUUGUGUAGUAUUUCUUCAAAUCACAGAAACCUUGCUUCCUGUAGAUGUUUUAACAAGUGACUUACUUUAGUAUCAACACAAAUUUAUCUUCUUACAGUUCUGGAGGUUAAAAUUUCUUUUUUUUUCUUUUCUCUUUUAUUUUUCUAUUUAAAAAAACUUUUAAAUUCAUUUUACAUACCAAUCCCCUCCGCCCACUUCUCACCCUCCUCCAUCCCCUCCCAUGAGGGGACAGCAAAGCCUGGUACAUUCAGUUGAGGCAGAACCAAGCUUCUCUCCCCUGCAUCAAGGGUGAGCAAGGGGUCCAAAAAGCUAGCUCAUGGACCAGGGAUAGAUCCUGACCACACUGCCAGGGGCCCCUCAAACAGACCUAGCUACACAACUAUCUACCAUAUGCAGAGGGUCUAGUCCAGUCCCAUGCAGGUUCCACAGAGGUCAAAAUUUCAAAGUCAGCCUUAAAGGGCUAAAACCAAGAUGUUGGCAAAGCCACUUCCUUUUAGAGGCUCUAGAUGGGCAUCUUUUUUCCAAUUUCUGGGCCGCCAACAUUUCUUGACUACUAGUUAUAAUGUUUUAAUGUUGCCUCCCGGGUCAUAUCCCUUCGUCUGCUGUCACAUCUCCUGACAUCCUUCAAGGACACUUGUGAUUGUCUUUAGGGUUCACCUAGAAAAUCCAAGUUGAUCUGGCCCUCUCAGCGUCCUCAAUCACGUGUCAUGUCCUUUUUGACAGAUAAACACUUCAUAGGUUUCUGAGAUUAUAAUGUGGUUAUGGGGCAGUGCUGGUGAAGGCUGUUUAUUCAACUUUGUUCAGCUUCCCACACAGAUAAAGACCCCAGGGAGCAAACUCCUAAUUGAUUUGUUCAUGAACAAGAAGUUCUAUUGAGGUAGCUAGGAUUAGUAUAACUCGUUUUUGUCAUUUACCAUUCAGAUUAUCUCCCCUUAUUUUGCAUAAAUACUUUUGAAAAAAAUCUCUGGAUUAAAAAUUCACCUGUUCUAGUAAAUUUUCUGGGUUACACACUGAGCCUUUAUAAGAUUAAAAGAUCCCUCCUAUCCUGGUCAAACACACCAUGAUAGGAAAAAUAACUAAGCUGUGAUAAUAACGAUAAUAAUAGCAGUAGCACAGUUACGUCUGCUGCUCAUGCCAUGUUUUCAAAAAGAAUUUUUAGUAUCAGUAAUGAGUUGAUUCCUUAUGAUUUUCACAUCUGCAAAUGAUAACUGCUUGUUCAAUAAGAACGAUAAACAAAAUGUCUCUUAUUAAUUAAAGGAACAAUUCUAAAAACUGAGUCGACUUCUCUUUAUAUGACAAUGAAGGACAUUUCUUGCCCAAUGUCACGGUAUUUGGACUAGAUUACAGCAUUCUAAAAUGAAUCAUGUUUUUGAUCAUGUAGCACUUCCCAGAUUGUAGGAUAAAACAUCAUGGAAAAAAUCAGGUGAAUUGCCUUACAAUUUUUUAAGUCAGAAACAAAUAGGCUAUUUUCAGGCAGUUUGGUAUGGAGAAGAAAGAUUAAAAGUUGGCAAAAUAAGGGAAAGAAUCAAUUUAUUAACAGCACAGAUGUAUGCUGGACAAUUGCAACAAGAAUUGUGUAGAAGCUAAGUUUCAUAAAGGUGUUUGUGUCCCAUUUGAUAUUAAAGAGUCGGGCAGGUGCUGCCCUAGCAGAGUGGAGGCAUGGCAGCUGCUACCUGGGUUCUUCGGAAAGCUAACCAUAUUUAGUGAGGACUCAGCUAGUACUUUUAGGCCCUGAUUUUUUUCUUAAAGUGAGACUGACUUAGACACUUUAUUAAAAAAAAAAAGCAGUUCAUGGGAAAGUAUAGUUUAAGAACAAACUGCACUUAGACUAGUGGGUGCCUUUAUGGAAAUAUUGAUGGUUUGGGAAUGUUCGAUUAAAAUGUAUAUAUAAUAGCUGUGGUUUAAGAAUCCAUAUAUAAGAUAGGUUUUGUUUUUGCAUAUAAACUCCAAUAUUCUUAGUUCCAUUCAAAAAUUAUGUUUCUAUGGGGGAAGAUUUUUUUUUUAAUUUGCUUGGUUGUAUUAAGAUUAUAAUUACAGUUUGAGGAAACAUUAUGAAAUUCAUGUGGUGAUAGCAAAUUAAAUAUGCUCAAAAUUUAAGUAUAAAAUAAAAGCCCAGAAAUUGAAA
Peromyscus californicus insignis is the source of this 6965-nucleotide messenger RNA. RefSeq names its product ETS variant transcription factor 1 (gene Etv1). The transcript has 13 exons. The record is from RefSeq and is a predicted model, not a curated record. Gene Ontology annotation, molecular function: DNA-binding transcription factor activity, RNA polymerase II-specific; sequence-specific DNA binding. The coding region runs from base 646 to 2079 and encodes 477 amino acids. Gene Ontology annotation, cellular component: nucleus. Gene Ontology annotation, biological process: regulation of transcription by RNA polymerase II; cell differentiation. NCBI's taxonomy places the organism in Eukaryota, Metazoa, Chordata, Mammalia, Rodentia, Cricetidae.